Molecule: messenger RNA, 1989 nt
Organism: Asterias rubens (European starfish)
Lineage: Eukaryota; Metazoa; Echinodermata; Asteroidea; Forcipulatida; Asteriidae
Product: tripartite motif-containing protein 3-like
Exons: 2
Coding region: 165-1079 (304 amino acids)
Biological process (GO): positive regulation of DNA-templated transcription
Cellular component (GO): nucleoplasm; chromatin
Molecular function (GO): zinc ion binding; ubiquitin-protein transferase activity
Source: RefSeq, a predicted model, not a curated record
UGUGCUAUUAUGGUAGUGCUACAGAUUGUUGAUUGAAUUAACUCGUUGUCACUGUUCGGGCAGCAGUUACUUUGAUACACUUCAGACAUCUUUUCUGGUAGAAUUUACUGAAGCAACUAUUACUUUGUAGUUACAGGUUAACAGCUUUUCAAGAAUCCUACAAGAUGGCUUCAACGAGUAAGCAACUCCUGCAAAAGAUCAGUAAGGGACAUCUUGAAUGCCAAAUCUGCAUGGAUCGUAUCAGGCAGCCCAAAAUGUUGGAGUGUUCUCAUUCAUUUUGUCUGGAAUGCCUCCGACAACUUGCACAGAAACUGAGGAUAACAUGUCCAGUGUGUCGUGGUCAAACUUCACUGACCGGAAAAGGGGUGUCUGGUCUGCGCACAGACUUCAAGAUGGCAUCUUUGUUAGAUGAAAUAAAACAGCACGAGACUGAGCUACAAAGUCAACAAAAACUUCAAACUGGUCAGGGGUACAUUUCUAAAUGUACUGACCAUACCGAUAAGGAUUUCAUACUGUUUUGUGACACAUGCGACAAAUUAAUAUGCAUAACUUGCAUUGGAGAAGUCCACAGAAUGCACAAACUUGCCGAACUGAGCUUGAUUUUAAAGAGACUCAAGCAGAAAGCUACUGAAAUAUUUGCAGUGGUAGAGCAACAUGAAAUUAAUUUUAACAUUGCCACACAAAACAUAGUUGAGUCUCAGAAGAAUUUAGACUCUAUGUUUGCUGACACCAAAGCAAAGAUCUCUAAGAAGGCUGACGAGGAGAUUGCCAAGGAGACUGCAAGGAUCAGAAAAGAGGAGCAGAAACUGAUGGAUAAAUUAGAUAAGAUUCACGAAGACAGAGCCGAGUACAUGGAAAAUGCAAAGGCAGCAAACAACAAAGAAAUGACCACAGCACAAAACACAAAAGAUGAAGUUACCCUACUCAUGGAUGGAGGAAGCAGCUGUGAAAAUCUGCUUCUCAUCAAAAAACUUUUACAAGACAUAAUGAAAUACACAGAGAUGCAACCAGCUAAAUUGCCCCAUGGGUUGAGUUACAUGGACUUUCAAUUCAAUUCAAUUCAAUUCAAUUCUUUUUAAAUCAAAUUGCAGGCCUGAUACUUCACGUAGGCAACAGAGGGGAUUGCCUCAGUACCCCCUGGUUAAUUUUGCCUUGGUGCCCUUAAAAUGCUCCAGUAGAAAUUACAAUUUUCUCAUUAGGGUGCCCUUUACCAAGGAGAAAAUGCCUUGGUGCCCUUGCCCUUUCAAAAACGAAGCAUAAUGUACAGGCCUGAAAUUGCUUUUCUUUUGGUGUGCAGGAAAACACAAACUUGAAAGGCAAGUUAUGACAAACUGGUUGAAAUCUGCACCAGGAAAGUUUUGUUUCCGUCCUGCUGCCAUUUUCACAAAACUCUGUAAGUCCAAAACUUUAUGCAACUGUGGAAGUCCAAAACAUUAUGUAACUGUGUAAGUCCACAAAAGCGCAAUAAUUACUGCUUAAAAUUUUAAAAUCACCUGCUAGCUCUCUAAGUUAAAUAUGGACAAAAUGAGUGAGAUUCAAGACAAAAUACAGGUGUCGUAUUAUAAUAUAAAUUCAUUUUUAAAAUUUGAAAGCUCACUGACUUAUUAUAAAGUUAAUAUCAAUGCUGUAAAAGUAAAGAAAGAAACAUUGAAGAUCCCGAAAUCAGAAAAUUGCUAAAACAAUGUAAGAUUGAAGAAAUACAAAAACAGGGCAAUCUCUCAUUGAACUUAAUUGUCUGCUGUAAGCUACAUCCUGUAUUUAAAACCAAAGUAUUUGUGAUUCAAACCUAAUACACAGGCGUAAUUUCCCGUCCGAAAGACAAAGCAAUAGUAAAGUAUCUUGCUCAGACUGGAACUCGAACCCAUACUCUGCUGAUCAGAAACACCAGAGAUUGAGUCCGGUGCUCUUACAUGCUUAAUAGUGGGCUAGAUAUAUGGUUGUGAAUGACAUUAUAAAUUGAAUCCUGAAUAAAGGAAGUGUACAUUAAAA